UCAGAUGGUUUUUGCAGUGCAGAGAGAGAGAGAGAGAGAGAGAGAGGGGGGGAGAGAGGGAGAGAGAGAUAGUUAGGGUUUCGAACCCAGUUGUGUCCCUGUGAUCUCACCGAUCUUUCAUUUCUAAUCUAUCCGGAGAGAAUUCUACUGUUUUGCCUAAAGUUUCGGGUUUUCCGGUCAAAAAUUCGGUUUUCCGGUGAGGGGUCUCAUUUUUCCGGUGACAUGAGGGUCUAGUUGACCAUUUGACACUUUGAAAUCAGGGUUUUGUCCUCAAGGUCGUCUUUUUUUGAAGUUUUUCUUCCUUGCUAAAUUUUAUUUAUUUAUUUAUUUUUGCUGGAAAUUGAUUAAGCAAGACCUGGUGUUGGUGAUCUAGGGUUGGACCAUUUCGCGGUGAUUGAAUUUUUUGGAUUAAUGGAUUUAUUUUGUUUCUCAACGAGUUGUGUCUCAUACUGUGAAAGGAAGACAAAAUACUAGUUUCAAGACUUCAGCUUCGUGUUCUUUUGUUCAUCGAAGUACUCUUCUUUUGUUGGGGAAAUCUUGGUUGGUCCAUUGUGGUAUUUUUGGAGAUUGAUUGAGUUGGAGUUUCAUUUUUCAGGGGUUUCCAUUUUUGGAAAGUUUUUGCUGACUUGAUUGAGAGAGAAGGGUCAAGAUUUAGUCUAAAUUCAAUGGACUCAAUUUUUUCGUGAUUCUGGUGAUCUUGUUGUGAAAUUCAGAGAGAAAGAUAGAAACUUUUUGCACCCAUUUAAUCAUGCUUUUAUUUUUGUGAAGGGCUUUUCUUAAUUAAUGAUUGAGAUUAAUGGGUUUGUUGGAUUGAAUUGAACAAUAUCUUCUUUUGAUUGAUCUUGAUGUAUUGAGGAAUCUGAUCAUUGCCUAAUAUAGUGGUUGCUGCAACAGGCAGCUACCACUUCCAAUCCUUUUUGCUACCAAUCGUCUCUCGCUUCCUCUUCAUUUCCCCACAAAACUUUGCCUUCAAAGAGGAAUCGUUGGUUCAUCAAAAUCUUUCAGCUUUCUAGCGAGACUAAAUUCAGUGAACUGGAUCUUUCCUUUUGUGUUUUUCAGUAUUGCUCUUUAAUUGUUGUGGUAUAAAGAGAAAAGGUGGAGAUUUUCGCACUCAUUUAAUCAUGUUUCAAGUUUUCUGAAGCUUUGGCUUUUCUUAAUCAAUGAUUGAGAUUAAUGAGUUUGUUGGAUUUAUCUGAACUAUUUUUAUCCUUUGUUUGAUCUUAUAUUUAUUGAGGAUCUUGAUCAUUGUCUAACAUAGUGGUUACUGCAACAGGCAGGCACCACUUUCGAUUCUUUUGCUCCCAAUUCUCUGUGGCUUCCUUUUAAUUUUCCCAAAAAACUUUGCCAUCAAAGAGACUCGUUUAUUCAUCAAAAUUCUUUAGCUUUAUAGCGAAUUUGGGUUCGAACUAUGGCUGUCUCUUUUACCCGUUUUUCGUGGAGGCUCUGGGGUGGGAAAGAGAAAGAGCCUGUCUCAAAUGGGUCUUCUCUGAAUUCUUCAUUUGAGUGGGGAUUUGGUCUGAGGGAGCCCGAGACUGUAAAAUUCCCUACUGUGAAGGGGACCAAGAUAUCCUCGUCCCAAAGGAAGGUUAAGAGGAAAUGGCAGAGUAGGGAAGAGAGGAGAAUUGACAGGGAGUUCGAUGCAGAGUUGGUACCAUCUGAUGGUGUUUGUUUGUCUGGGUCCGAAUCCGAUGACCCGGACUGGUCCAUUGGAUGGUUUGAGCCUCAUGGACCUGAUUUUGAGAGUGAUGAUGGCUUAGCAGUACUGGUUCCCAGCUAUAGACCAGGUUGCAAGAAGGUAGUGGAGAGCUCAAAUAACCAGCUUUUGAGUGCCAUCACGAACCUCACAAACGAGUUCUCUCCUGAGGGCACAAACUGUAUGGCACAGUGGCUUUCUUCUCUUCAGAACUUCGAUAUCUAGAAUUAGCUGAUCAUUCUCAGAGUGGCCCUUUUUGAGUUCUUCAUUCCGUGAGCGUUUGAAGAACCAAAUCUAUUACAGUAGCAAUAAUUGUUGGAAAAAAAAUAUAGAACCAAAAAGAUCAUGUCAAGCUCUACAUCAGCAUCUUGAUUAUGAGUGCAGAUGAUUAACGCCCAAUUGAACACGACCAUAAAAUGUCCAGUUAAGCAAACAGAAGAACCAUGUUCUUCGAUUGUGAAUGAAGAAGACAGCAACAGAUGCUUUCCAGAGCAUGCCAUGUUCUGUUAUUCAUCCUUCCGUUGGUUUGGUGCAUGCAUCAUUGGGUUGCUAGGAGAAACCUGAAACAUAAUGGAGCUUCUUUUUGUGUAAAUACAGCUUUUGUGAAUAUAUGACAUAUAGCUAUGCUUCUGCUCACUUCUACUGUAAAUAAUUCUGCUAUUGCCUUAGUCAAUGAAGGGCCACUCUGCUAUUAUUAUCCCAUGAUAGCAUUUUUUUAAUGUUAAUUUUGCAUCCUUGAAGCAUUA
Messenger RNA from Corylus avellana, 2439 nucleotides. RefSeq lists its product as uncharacterized. The record is from RefSeq and is a predicted model, not a curated record. Lineage: Eukaryota; Viridiplantae; Streptophyta; Magnoliopsida; Fagales; Betulaceae.